Messenger RNA from Haliotis rufescens (red abalone), 1328 nucleotides. Its product is annotated as mannan endo-1,4-beta-mannosidase-like. The record is from RefSeq and is a predicted model, not a curated record. Gene Ontology annotation, biological process: substituted mannan metabolic process. Lineage: Eukaryota; Metazoa; Mollusca; Gastropoda; Lepetellida; Haliotidae. Gene Ontology annotation, molecular function: mannan endo-1,4-beta-mannosidase activity. Bases 29 to 1225 code for a protein of 398 amino acids. The transcript has 3 exons.
AUUCUUAUAUGCUGGUCAGAUUAAACAGAUGGCAGCCAGUUCAACUUUUUGGAUAUUGUUCUUUGGGCUUUUCGUAAGUGCCUCUUGUCUACCCACGGACCAGCAUGCUACGAACGAGACCCGUAUUCUCUACAGGAAUCUUUUGAUGAUGGCCAGAAAUCCAAACGUCUUCAUGUUUGGUCAUGCCAGCGACACAUGGACCGGUUCAUCUGGUGGCCACGCCCCUUAUGCCAUCAUUACAAAUACGAGUAAUCAAGGUUGGAAAUAUACAGUUGAACAGGCAAUGACAGAUUCCCCUGAUGAGUUGUCCGACGUGAAGAGCGUGACUGGGCAGUACGCAGCAGUCAUUGACUUCGGGAUGUGGCAGCUGAGUCAUGACCGAAAAAUAAUUCUGUCCCAUCUUAUCAAGACCGCCCACAAGCGUGGUGUGAUUGCAACUCUGAGCCAGCAUCUGUAUAACCCCAUCACAGGGGGAAGACCGUGGGUGGAAGAGGACAAUGGUACUGUCCUCCAUACCGUCAGGCGUCUCUUACCAGGAGGAGAUACCAAUUGGAAGUUCCAGAAGAAUCUCGACACGAUCGCCGAUCUCGCUCAUAACCUGACGGACGACCAGGGGAAGCUUAUACCUGUUCUCUACAGACCUCUUCACGAGCUUAAUGGAGACUGGUUUUGGUGGGGAUUGGGAAAUAAGGUUCAAAACACAGAAGAUGACCUGAAAUCAUUUUAUCGAUACAUAGUUACGUAUCUACGUGAUCAUAAGAAUGUUCACAACUUCCUGUAUGUUUACAGCCCGGACAAGUUCACGGACAAAACAGAUUAUCUCAAGGUGUACCCUGGUGAUGAUUAUGUUGACGUUAUAGCCACGGAUUUCUACUACAAGACGCCAGCAGAUAAGUCAAGUGACUUUCAUACGGCAGUCAAGCAGAUAGUGGAGAUAGCCGAAUCCAGAAAUAAAAUAGUUGCAGUGUCAGAGGCUGGAAUUUUUGAUAACGCCAUUGAUAAGCAGACUAAUUUCUGGAACGAAAAGAUCCUUGAUGCCAUACAGAAUGACCCCAUCACUCGACGUAUUGCAUAUAUCCUGACAUGGGCAAAUCAGUGCAACAACAAUGACUGUUCCGUGUGGGUGCCUUAUAAAGGCCACCCUGCUGAAAAUGACUUCAGACAAAACUUCUUUAAUAACCCCAUGACCCUGUUUGGAAGUGACAUCCCAAACAUGUACAAAUGAAAUAUAUGCUUAUAUAAUUGGCGUAUGGAAAGGGUGUUGUGUGGUAGAGCGUUUUCAUGUUCCCAUUGUCUUAUUCAAAUAAAUAGACUUGUUUAGAAUUGAA